This is a messenger RNA of Plectropomus leopardus (leopard coralgrouper), 4136 nucleotides long. NCBI's taxonomy places the organism in Eukaryota, Metazoa, Chordata, Actinopteri, Perciformes, Serranidae. The record is from RefSeq and is a predicted model, not a curated record.
GAUGCUGAUGACUGCUCCUCACUGAGAGGAUGCUAUCGAUCAGGCUCGCUGAUGCUCUUCCCUCCAGUUUAAUAAACAUGCUGAUGUGCGCAAUUAGAACUUAUCUCCUCCUCAUUGGCUUAUUCAAUAAGGUAAUGUGAGCAGCGGCCGCACACCGCAUGGGAAAGCCGAGUCAUCAAUGCAGAACCCCUCAGCGCUGUUCGGGAUGGUGAGCCACUGUCAGACCCCAACUUUCACAGACUUCACCGGCUUGUCGCUCUCCGUGUACGGCAGCAAGACAGCGGACAUCUGCACACGGCGUGCCGGGGGGAGCGCUGGUUUUGGAUCUCAGAUUUGCCGGAGCUCCCAUGACUCCCCAACUCAUACGAACUGCGCCAGCCCGAAGAGACUCAGCGCGCCCGAGGAAAAAGCGCAUCUGUCAGCCAAAGCUCCGCGCUCAUGCCUCUCUCUCCCACCCGUGCAAGUGAACGGUGCCUACUGCUCUGAAAAGGAUUUAGACACUGAGCUGGGUGACGCUGAGGGCACCCUGAUGCGAUGUGGGCAGAGCUUGCCACUGCUGGUGGGGGGUCACUUAGGGGGGCUUUAUACCCAGAGCCUCCACUGUGACAGACCUACACCCGACCUCAUCCUGCAGGACGGCCUUCACCAAGACACCAGAUCCUCCUCUGCCUUCCAGAGGACCCUGCUGGGGGCCUCACCCAGCCUGGGCUGCGGCACUGCCAACGGGGCUCGCUCUUCUCUCCCGUACCAUAUCAAACAGGAGAACUCAAUGGGCUACAAGAUCUCCAACACAGGGUCCGGAGUCCAUAGCGCGUCUCAGGCCGGAUUUCAGAACUGUACAUCAGGCCAGGUCUUGGGAAUGACGAGGGACGAGAUAGUUGGAGCGCCGCUUGUUAGCAACAACGGUAAUGGCAUAGGCGCAGUGAGCGGUGUGGGUAGCGCUGUGUCAGGGGACGCAGUGCAACCGUUUAAUAAUGAAGAUGGCUCCUCCCCAUUGGCUUUGUCUCCAACUGGCUCCCGUCAUUCAGCGCGACUGCUCAGUGCUAGCAGUCUAAGGAGACGCUGCCUGUCCCUGGCCUCACAGUCCACUGUCGCUCCUGGCAGCGUUGCUGCCACAGGCUCCCCGUCCGCUGCUGGCCCUGAUCUCUCCGAGGAGAUCAAUAUCACCGCCAUCGUCUGCUCCUCCUCCCAGAUGUCAAUGGUUGCCUGCGUCAACGGUUUCCGCUCCAACGUCUCGCCCAGCCACGCCAGCAGUGCCGGCUUCUCCUCCUCUUCCUCCUCCUCUUCUACAUCCCCACCCUCUAACUCCUGCUCACGGGAAGCCCCCCAGAGGCCCCCGCCUCACGGCAGCCCCCAGCAGGCCACGCUACAGGAGAGCUGUCAGCUAUCCUCACCUGCCACCUGCCUACUGUCCCUAUCCUCCUCCUCCUCCUCGUCCUCCUCUUCAGUGUCAUCAGUGGAGCCGGAGCAGGGCCAAGGGCCGAGCCAGGGGCUGUGUGAGGAGCGGGGCUCCAUGCUGCAGGGACGUGGGGCUGGAGGAACAGCGGGGGGAAGUGUGGGAGGAGGGGGAGGAGGAGGAGGAGGCUCAGACGGGUUGGGGCUACUGAUGAGUGGGGCCCUGAUGUCUGGGAUGCUGCAUUCGGGGCAUGAAGCUGGGGCUCUCCUGGACGGGGGCCAAAGAUCAGGGGCUGUCCUCAAACAGGAGCCCCUGGAUGAUUUUUCUCCCAGUGAAGACGAACUCUUUCAGCACCACUAUCAUCACCACCAUCACUUGAGUGGUCGUAACGGGCACCCCCGUCAGCCUCACCACCCCUCUCGCCCCGCUAUGCCUCCGCCUUACCACCUGCACCAGUACGUGGGGCCCGCUCCUGGGGGCCUUCUGCACCACCAGAGCCAGCAAACAGCACCAACCUCUUCCCUGGGACUCAAAUCGACCGCUGGAGUUCCUCCUGGGUCUCACACAGCCCCGGAGCGAGAAGAAGUCGGAGGAGGAGGAGCACUGGUCGAUAAGCAGGUGUGUCGCUGGAUUGACUGCAGUGCUGCGUACGAGCAGCAGGAGGAGCUUGUGAGGCACAUUGAGAAAGUCCACAUUGACCAGCGCAAAGGUGAGGACUUCACCUGUUUCUGGGCCGGCUGCAUUCGCCGCUACAAGCCCUUCAACGCCCGCUACAAGCUGCUCAUUCACAUGAGAGUCCACUCUGGAGAGAAACCCAACAAGUGCAUGUUCGAGGGCUGCAACAAAGCAUUUUCACGUCUGGAGAACCUGAAGAUCCACCUUAGGAGCCACACAGGAGAAAAGCCGUACCUGUGCCAGCACCCCGGCUGCCAGAAAGCUUUCAGCAACUCCAGCGACCGCGCCAAGCAUCAGCGCACUCACCUGGACACGAAACCAUAUGCAUGUCAGAUCCCUGGCUGCACCAAGCGAUAUACAGAUCCCAGCUCCCUACGCAAACAUGUCAAGAUCCACUCGGCCAAAGAGCAACAGGUGCGUAGAAAGCUUCGACCGUGCCCUCACCUGGAACAGGACGUCCUGAGUGACUGUCUGUCCAUGCAGCACCUCCAGAGCUCCACCUCCUCGCAGCACCUCUACAACGGUAAAGAUGGGCGCUCUCCAGGACUGGGACAAGACAUCUUCACAGGCCUGUACGCUGGCUCCAGCACCCCCCAUCACAGCGCCUCAGUGGAGCUCCUCUCCCCGACACCCAACCCCACCUCCAUCUCCACCACUGACCUUCCCUCCCGACAACACCGACUGGACCGCGACCUCGGUAGCCCCCAUCACCUAUCCCCACUGGCUGCCAUGGACGGCACAAGAGACGGGGUGUCAGGUCCCCUCUUGUCUCCGGGGAUGAAGGGAACAGGGACGCCCCCUCCACCUCCUCCUGUGGACAAACAGCAUGGCCUAUCCCACCACAAGCCCUACUCCCACUAUCACCACCAUCAGUCUGCCAAUGACGAAUACCAAGGCAGUUUUCAGAGCUGCUUUCAUUUCGGAGACUCCUACAGGAUGGAGCAAACUGUCAGUGGUGUCCACGUCCCAGGAGAUUCUCACGCCUACACUUCCCAUCAGCACAAUGGCUUCCACAUGUCAACUAGCAACACUGGCACUGCAGGCUUUAACCUGACCCAGGAACUACAAGGCGGCGCAGGGUGCCAGUUCUCCUCCAGCCCAGAAGAGAGCAUCUUCUUCCAGGUGGGCAACUUCGACCGCAGCCUGAGCCACAUGUCGUCUGUCUACACGGAGACAUAGAGCAACACUGGAGCAGGGAACGCUUCACCACACCCAUCGCCUAACACUUGGAUCCUAUCUUCUCUUCUUCUCACCUGACACUGUCUGAUGCUCAAGGUGCAACUGCCCAAUAGUCCAGAUAGGUAAGAGCAGUGAUUCCCAACCUUUAAGGCUUCUGACGGCUUUAAACGUGAAUUUCUCACCACAGGCAGCAAACAGUAAUUUCUAUGUCUUUGUGAAUAAUUUUCACAUGUAAAAUUAUCUAAUGGUUCCUCAGAAAAAGAUCUGGUUCUUCCCAUUCUUACUGUAAGUCGAAGAAAGAAAUUAAACACACGUCUCUUAUUUUAAAAGAUCCAUAUGCUUUAUUUCUUAAACUCAGUCAAAUUUGUUGGGCAAGAACUCAUCACAUACACAUACAGUUUUUUCAGUGUUUAAGGGAUAGUUUGGAUUUUUUUGAUGCGUGGUUGCACGAGGUACUUGUCUAUAGUCAGUGUUACGACACGUCCUGAGUUUAAUGAGGCAGACCAGAGUGCCGUCCUGCUAAGCAGCAAGACAUUUUAGUCACCUAAGGAAUCAAAUCAAUCAGUUUAAGUGUAUGCUAUAUUUAGUAUAUUUUCACCACUUUACUUUGGUGGUGCACAUCUAUGCUCUCUCCGAAGCCACUGAGAAACUGAUGAAAAACAGUAAUUUUACCUCGCAGAACAUGGGGGCUGUUGGUCUACUGCAGCCUCAGUUUGCGCUAUUGUGCGACUUUGGAGUUUUAAAGGGUUAUUUCUGACUCUGACUAUAGAUAACCCAAUACAACCCCGCUUCAAAAGAUCCAAACUCUCUCUUUAAUACAUAAACUUCAAACACUACAACACUCCUGGAUGGAAAUGAAAUGUCCUCUCCCUCCUCGUGUUAUUCU